Lathyrus sativus (Indian pea) is the source of this 549-nucleotide messenger RNA. The record is from the annotation of a GenBank genome assembly. NCBI's taxonomy places the organism in Eukaryota, Viridiplantae, Streptophyta, Magnoliopsida, Fabales, Fabaceae.
AUGAUCAUAUCCGAGAAAAACCGUAGAGAGAUCUCCAAAUACCUCUUCCAAGAGGGAGUUUGCUAUGCAAAGAAGGAUUUCAAUUUGGCAAAGCACCCUGAGAUUGAUGUCCCAAAUCUGCAAGUUAUUAAGCUGAUGCAGAGCUUCAAAUCCAAGGAAUAUGUUAGGGAAACAUUCGCUUGGAUGCAUUAUUACUGGUUUUUGACUAAUGAUGGAAUUGAGUUCCUUAGGACUUAUCUCAAUCUUCCAUCUGAGAUUGUGCCAGCUACUUUGAAGAAGCAGGCUAAGCCAGCUGGUAGACCAUUCGGUGGUCCACCGGGUGAUCGCCCUAGAGGCCCACCUCGAUUUGAGGGAGAGAGGAGAUUUGGUGGCGACCGUGAUGGAUACCGUGGUGGUCCUGGUCCCAGAGGACCUGGUGGUGAGUUUGGUGGAGACAAGGGUGGAGCUCCUGCUGACUACAGACCUUCUUUUGGGGGUCCUGGUGGAAGACCUGGCUUUGGUCGUGGUUCUGGUGGCUUUGGAGCACCUACCAGUUCAAACGAUGCUUAA